Drosophila ficusphila is the source of this 2123-nucleotide messenger RNA. RefSeq lists its product as uncharacterized. Lineage: Eukaryota; Metazoa; Arthropoda; Insecta; Diptera; Drosophilidae. The record is from RefSeq and is a predicted model, not a curated record.
UGAAAAACCUUUUUGAGCACCAAUCUUAUUCGUUGAUUAUCAAAAUCGUAUUGUUCCUUAAAUUAGCGUAUCCUGAAAAUUAUCAGUAGAACUAUGUCUUGGACAAGCGGACUAAACAAUGCGACCGUGGGCGUCCUGCUGCCGCAACUCCGCCCGUGGCAGCGAUUCGAGUGGCGCUCCUGCAUCCAGUCGCAGAUCUACAGGGAUUGGGGCAUCUACUACACCCGCCGCCUGCUGCACCGCAAGGCGCUGGACAACUUCGGGAUGGCCGUGACCGUCUGCAAGGAGCGGGGGCCACCGUACGAUCCGCUCACCUGCCUCCUGCCCCGCCCCACCUCCCCCGCCCGCGUUCGCAGCUGCUUGGACUCGGAAAUGGGCAUUUGUCGGAGCGACUACAAGUCCUUGUUUCUGCGCGGCCGCUGCCAACGAUCGCUGGCCCGCCCGGACUUGGCCCUACUGGACACCCAGCUGGCUCAACGCGCCAUCAAGUUGGCUUCCCCUGGGCCGGAGUACAGCGUUGCGGGGACCGCCGACAUAGUUGCCGAGAAGUGCCACGACCUCUUCGAGGCCAACGAAUUCGAGAAGGCCCUCACCACGCUCCACGUGGAGAGCCGCCCUUUCGGCGGACAGUCCACUUACGGGCGGUUCGGCCUGAUCAAACAGCGGACUCUUGCCGUUUUCGAUGACGCGAUGGGCGAAUCGCUGCAUCCUUUUAUGGAGCAGAACAGCAGUGUCCUUGAGGAGGUGAAUCGCCGGCUGAAGGAGCUGGCCGCUGACGUGCCCCGCCCCCUUUGGAAGACGUUGCGCGAAAGGCGGCAGUGCGAUGUGGAAAGCGUCAUUGCCAAGGAGUCGGUACACUUGACCCCGAUGGAAAAGGCUCGUCGGUGGGCGACCGAAAGGUUGUACAACUACAACUACAUGGGCCGCAAUGCAGUCGACAUUGCGCUUUUGCGUCAGCUGCGCAACGAUCGCAAUUUUCUCGACCCGUUGAGGCUAAGGUCCACGGCCCAAAUGCGCGAGUUGAGCGAGGAACAGUACACCAUUGUCAGAAGGUUUAUGAAAAUGAUGCAGGCCCGCAAUCCGCUGUACAACCGGUGGUACAAGAGGCAGCGACGCGGGAGAAUCGGCGAGCAGGAGCGGCGGCGGCGCAAGGAGAUGCACCUGUUCCAGGCACAGUACCAAACGCGCCGCGACUGCUUGAGGAUGCUGCACGAGGUGCACAAGCGUCGGAGGGAGGGUGACUUGGAGGGGCUAACCGACUACGUGGAGCACAUAAUGUCCAAACACAUCGAGCUGAAGACCCAUCGAACGCUGCCAUGGAAGUGGGAGUUCAUCAACGAUGUCUACAAUACCCUGGCAUUGGCCCAUUGCGACCGCUGCGCCGUUCCCGCCAACGUUGACUUUUUGGAGCCCAAAAAUCGACCGACUCUAUAUCUACUCAAAACGGAGAAGGUGCGCGACAUGACCGUGAGCUUUGGGGGGCCCAACAUCUACUUGGAGAUCGGGCGCGAGGAGGAGCGGCACAGUCGAAUUAACCAGAAACUGGAGAAUCUGGAGAAUCGGCUGCGCCACUCCUAUCCGAUCGAGAGAGCCUAUUUGUUCUUCGAGAUCGCGCGCUGCCACUUCAAGGAGUCGCGCUUCGACAAGUGCCUAGUUAUAGCCCGCAAGGCCUUCAACGAGGCCCGCAGCUGCAACAGUUUGAUUUGGCGAUUCAACAGCAUUUUUCUCGGAUGCCAAGUGCAUGCCGUGCUUAAUCGAUUCGAGAGACUGAAUGAAUCGCUGGCGAAGGCAAGUCAACUGGCCCGGGAUCUGAGAGCGCCGCAUCUGGUGGCCUAUAUUGCCAUUUGCAUUCACGUCAACGACUACGAUUUGGCCAUGCGUCGGAUGCGACAGUCGGAUAUAACAUUGCGAAGACCUCGCAAGCGGAGUCCCAUGGGCACACUCAUUUCUAUAAGCUCCCAGGCAUCCAAUAUCAGUAUAUUACCCUAAAAUAUAGGACACUAAACUGGUUGCCCUAAGCUCUUAAUUUCCCAUUUUAACAUGCAAUUCAAAGCUAAGGGCAGCCAGUUCAGAGUUGCUAACAUACUAAAAAAUAUAUGCUGAUAUUACCAUUAUACUUAAAA